Laccaria bicolor S238N-H82 is the source of this 741-nucleotide messenger RNA. RefSeq lists its product as uncharacterized. The transcript has 2 exons. The record is from RefSeq and is a predicted model, not a curated record. NCBI's taxonomy places the organism in Eukaryota, Fungi, Basidiomycota, Agaricomycetes, Agaricales, Hydnangiaceae. Bases 1 to 741 code for a protein of 246 amino acids.
AUGAAGCAAAUCCUACGAAAUUACUACUCACACCUUGUCUACUCAUUUGUGGCUCCAUUGGGGUGUCAAACUGGAAUUGAUGGUUCUGUUGGGGAUGUCUCCGUCGGGGUGUUUGACAUUGACAUUGAAGGCGCCACAGGGGAUGUUUCUGUCAGGGUGUUUGACAUUGAAAUUGAAGGUGCCACAGGGGAUGUCACCGUCGGGGUGUUUGAGGUUGAGAUUGAACGCACUGCAGGGGAUGUUUCUGUUGGGGUGUUUGACAUUGAAAUUGAAGGUGCCAUGGGGGAUGUUGCCGUCAGGGUGUUUGAGGUUGAAAUUGAAAGCGCUGCAGAGGAUGUUGCUGUUGGGGUGUUUGAGGUUGAGAUUGAAGGUGUUGUGGGGGAUGUCUCCGUCGGGGUGUUUGACAUUGAAAUUGAAGGUGCUGCGGGGGAUGUCUCUGUCAGGGUGUUUGUCAUUAAAAUUGAAAGCACCGCAGAGGAUGUUGCCGUCAGGGUGUUUGAGGUUGAGAUUGAAGGCACUGCAAGGGAUGUCUCCGUCAGGGUGUUUGACAUUGAAAUUGAAGGUGCCGUGGGGGAUGUCACCAUCAGGGUGUUUGAGGUUGAGAUUGAAAGUGCUGUGGAGGAUGUCGCUGUCAGGGUGUUUGAGGUUGAGAUUGAAGGCACUGUCGGCAAUGGCCCCAUCAGGGUGUUCGACAUUGAAAUUGAAAACAUGACCUCCACAAUAUGGUCAUCUGUGGCAUGA